Messenger RNA from Syzygium oleosum, 2634 nucleotides. RefSeq names its product dolichyl-diphosphooligosaccharide--protein glycosyltransferase subunit STT3B. NCBI's taxonomy places the organism in Eukaryota, Viridiplantae, Streptophyta, Magnoliopsida, Myrtales, Myrtaceae. The coding region runs from base 16 to 2226 and encodes 736 amino acids. The record is from RefSeq and is a predicted model, not a curated record. The transcript has 6 exons. Gene Ontology annotation, cellular component: membrane. Gene Ontology annotation, molecular function: oligosaccharyl transferase activity.
CCACCCCCGCUCACCAUGGUCGGCAAAUCCGAGCCCAGCACCAAUGGCGCCGCCGCCGCCAAAUCCCCAGAUCUGCUCACCAGCUACUUCUCCUUCAGGGCCCUCAAGCUCAAGACCAAGCAGCAGGAGCUCCUGAUCCGGGUCUCCAUCCUCUGCCUCGUCUACGUGCUGGCCUUCGCCACCCGCCUCUUCAGCGUCCUCCGCUACGAGUCCAUGAUCCACGAGUUCGAUCCUUACUUCAACUACCGGACCACCCUGUUCCUGACCGAGAAGGGGUUCUACGAGUUCUGGAACUGGUUCGACAGCGAGAGCUGGUACCCGCUCGGCCGCAUUAUCGGCGGCACCCUCUACCCGGGCCUCAUGGUCACCGCCGCCGCGAUGUACUGGGGCCUGAGGUUCCUCAGGUUCGCCGUCCACAUCCGGGAAGUCUGCGUCCUGACCGCGCCCUUCUUCGCCUCCAACACGACCGUCCUCGCCUACUUCUUCGGGAAGGAGAUUUGGGACACGGGCGCGGGGCUGGUCGCCGCGGCGCUGAUCGCGAUUUGCCCCGGGUACAUAUCGAGGUCCGUCGCGGGGUCGUACGAUAACGAGGGCGUGGCCAUCUUCGCGCUGCUCCUGACGUUUUACCUGUUUGUGAAGGCCGUGAACACGGGUUCGCUGGCCUGGGGGUUGGCCUCGGCUUUGGGCUACUUCUAUAUGGUUUCGGCUUGGGGUGGGUAUGUGUUUAUCAUCAAUCUGAUCCCUCUUUAUGUGCUGGUCUUGUUGAUAACUGGUCGGUACUCGAUGAGACUGUAUGUGGCGUAUAACUGUAUGUAUAUUCUGGGGAUGCUGCUCGCUAUGCAAAUUCGUUUUGUCGGGUUUCAGCACGUGCAGUCGGGAGAGCAUAUGGCGGCCAUGGGCGUAUUCUUCUUAAUGCAGGUGUUCUACUUCUUGGAUUGGCUGAAGCACCUUCUAAGUGACGCCAAGUUGUUUCAAGCCUUUCUGAGGAUGACUGUGACCUCUGCUGUUGGUGUGGGUGCCGUGGCUCUGGGAGUCGGCACGGCAUCUGGAUAUAUCUCUCCAUGGACUGGCCGUUUUUACUCUCUGCUUGAUCCAACGUAUGCGAAGGACCACAUACCUAUUAUAGCCUCCGUCUCCGAGCACCAGCCUACAGCAUGGUCUUCUUUCAUGUUUGAUUUUCAGAUUCUUCUCUUCCUCUUCCCAGCAGGUCUCUAUUUCUGUUUCAAGAGGUUGUCAGAUGCCACCAUAUUCAUAGUUAUGUAUGGCCUUACAAGCAUGUAUUUUGCUGGUGUUAUGGUUCGUUUGAUUCUCGUCGCUACACCUGCUGUGUGCCUCAUAAGUGCGAUUGCGGUGUCGGCCACCAUAAAGAAUUUGACCUUAUUGUUGAGAGCAAAGACAAAGGCUCCCCAAAGUGUUUCCGGCAAAGGUGGAAGUAGCGGCAAGGCUUCUUCUAAGCAGGGCUCACUUGAUCAAUCCCAGCCUUUCCAGAAAAAUGGUGCUACUGCGCUGCUAUUUGGUGCUUUCUAUUUGCUGAGCAAGUAUGUUACCCACUGUACUUGGGUCACCUCUGAGGCAUACUCGUCCCCUUCAAUCGUGUUGGCCGCAAGGGGCGCUCAUGGUAACCGGGUCAUCUUUGAUGACUAUCGUGAGGCAUACUUUUGGCUUCGCCAGAAUACCCCUCCUGAUGCUAAGGUGAUGUCGUGGUGGGAUUAUGGAUAUCAGAUCACUGCAAUGGGAAAUAGAACUGUUAUUGUCGACAAUAACACCUGGAACAAUACACAUAUCGCUACUGUCGGACGUGCUAUGUCAUCUUAUGAGGAUGAGGCGUAUGAGAUCAUGAAGUCACUCGAUGUGGACUAUGUUUUAGUCGUGUUUGGUGGUGUUACUGGUUAUUCUUCAGAUGAUAUUAACAAAUUUCUCUGGAUGGUUAGAAUUGGUGGUGGAGUUUUUCCUGUAAUCAAGGAGCCUGAUUACCUUGUUAAUGGAGAAUAUCGUGUUGAUAAAGGUGCAGCUCCCAAGAUGUUGAAUUGUCUCAUGUAUAAAUUGUCCUACUACCGAUUUGGAGAGCUGACAACAGAAUAUGGCAAACCUCCUGGGUAUGAUCGUGCAAGGGGGGUUGAAAUUGGGAAUAAGGAUAUAAAGCUUGAAUACCUGGAAGAGGCAUUUACAACAUCUAACUGGAUAGUUAGAAUUUACAAGGUCAAACCACCAAAUAACAGGUGGUGAGAUCCAUACUCCCUCUAAGUCUUACCUUCCAUUCCAGACUCUCUUCUUUUCUUUAGAGGACAGAAAAGCAACGGUAGGACUAGACUCUGAGAUUUGAAUCUUGGAAUAUAGUGACAGAAAUGGAGGUGAAGCGUAUAAGAGAAGGUAGCGUUGGUACUAUUUAAUCCUCUUUCUCCCCCUUGGCAACUCUUGCUUCUGAAAAUGCCUUCAUGGAGAUUUUGUAAUGCAGAGGAUUUCAUUUUCUGAGGCUGUGUUGAAUGUGGUGCAUAAGAUGUUGAGCUUUUGGCAGUGUAAUUCUACCGACUUACUGCAUUGAAUGGUCGUAACAUAUUCCUACUGAUUCUCUGCUAUUAUAUUGGAUCAUUUGGUGCAGCUGGUCUUCAUGAAAAAUCAAGUGUCUUUAUCGAG